Messenger RNA from Mucor velutinosus, 735 nucleotides. RefSeq lists its product as uncharacterized. The coding region runs from base 1 to 735 and encodes 244 amino acids. NCBI's taxonomy places the organism in Eukaryota, Fungi, Mucoromycota, Mucoromycetes, Mucorales, Mucoraceae. The record is from RefSeq and is a predicted model, not a curated record. Gene Ontology annotation, molecular function: S-adenosylmethionine-dependent methyltransferase activity. The transcript has a single exon.
AUGCCGCAACAACAGCAAUCCAACGAAUACGAUAAUCCUCAAUUCUUUGAAAAAUACAAGGAAAUGGCCAGAAGCAAGUAUGGCCUUGCUGGUGCAGGUGAAUGGCACGAAUUGGAAAAGAUGCUUCCCGAUUUCAGCAACAAACGUGUGCUGGAUCUUGGUUGUGGCUACGGAUGGCACUGUCUCUAUGCGGCUGAGCAUGGCGCCAUUCAGGUCAUUGGUAUUGAUAGCUCCGUCAAGAUGAUUCAAGUGGCCAAAUCAAAGACGGAUUCACCUGUGAUCUCUUACCAUGUUCAGUCAAUGGAACAAGUCGACUACCCUGCUGAUUCAUUCGACGCCGUGAUUAGCUCCUUGGCCUUCCAUUAUGUUACUUCGUUUGAUGAUAUCUGUGUCAAGGUAAAGAAGGUUUUGGUGAAUGGCGGUGAUUUUGUAUUCUCUGUGGAAAAUCCCAUCUUUACGGCUUACGGAACGGGCGAUUGGUAUUACGAUGCUGAUGGAAAGCCUCUUCAUUGGCCUGUGGACCGUUAUUUUGAAGAAGGCGUAAGAAAGGCACAUUUCUUGGGCCAAGACGUGCACAAGUAUCAUAAAACAAUGAGCACCUACAUCAACACACUUGUCAAGCAUGGCUUCAGCAUUACCAAAGUGGUGGAGCCAUUGCCAGAAGAGAGCAUGAUUGCCUCCAUGCCUGAUGAAUCAAGAAGACCCAUGAUGCUGUUGAUUUCUGCUAAAUUAUAA